UCUUCAGUCAAUACUCUCUUUUAUUGACUGCUCUCCGCUUCUUACAUGUGUCUGUUAGAACUAGUACGAUCAACAGAGCGACUUUGAAUAGUUCUUGCUCGGGCCGUACUAGUACAGCCUGUCUCCAGAUAUAGUAUGGAUACCUGGUAGCAGGCACAUCCUAUAUAUUCGCUGUCACAUUGUCGUAUGCAUCCGCAUCUUGGACCAGUCAUUCUUUCGAUCUCUAUUCAUAACUGCGGACUUUCCGUUACACCUGAACACAACUCAUCUCUCGACAAGUCAUUCCGGUUGCUAUAUACAAAUUGAUGCAGGCCAUUCGUGGCAGGCUGUUUUUUCGACGUGCCUCGGCGCUAUAGCCUGCAGCCAAGGUCUCCUCUGGGUGGUCACGAUGGGUUUCCUGAAGAGAUUCGGGAAGACGAGGAAUCUUCUUUCCCGCUUUCAUUCGAGAUUUGGGGACAUCUCCAUAACAGCUCCUAACUGCGGCUCUUGGAAUCAGCGACCCUCUUCGGAUACUGACGGGUUUUCUCAGCUGGACAUCAUAUCUUCAGCAGACGGCCGUCCGAUCCUAAGACAUCCCAGUAAACCAAAGAAGAAUCCGAGAUCCAGCUUAAUUGCUAGAUUAUGCUUGCGUGAUCCCGGAUUUCAGGAAUCUUCGUCAGACCUUACAGCAGCUAGGCCCACUGAACAGCAUCGCAGAUGGCCUGGACCUCACUCUCGAGAGAGACAGAGGUCAAAUGAUGGGACACAUCAAGACGGAAGUGACAGUUCCCUACCUGACAGGAGAGAAGGGAAUAGAUCCAGAUGCUCGCGACCCAUUACCCCAGCCAGUCACUUUAGAGAUGACAUCCCACCAUCUCGAAAUCGGAGCUCGUCGGGGCGUAGCGCGACCACUGAGAGAAAGGUAGAAGUGAUGGGAUCACCGGAGGAAGAACUGCCGCGCCGUCCACCGCUAUCGAUCACGUCCCGAAUGCGCUCUGCCGCUUCAUCGAAUGCCUCGACGGCGCCAACUGUGUCAUCCAGACAAACUACACAGUCAUCAGCUAUGUCCAUGGGCUCCAACCGUACCAGCCCGGCAAUGUCAUCGACUUCCACGGGGUCGGUUUAUCCUCAGACUCCAAAACUCAUGAAGAUCGCUUAUAACCCUUCGUUUCACACAAAAUGUUCCCGUCGUGAGAAACGGGAGAGAAAGACUGAAAAAGAACUAGUUCCCUCCUAUGAUGAGCUUUAUGGUUGAGGGGAUGAGUUUUCUAGAUGCGAUCAGAGUUCUCUAGUCAUUUCCCUGUACCACUUGGCGCCUAAUUAGGUGUCAUAGCUGGCGUUAAAGGCGUGUAUUGUCAUGUUAGUCCUAACUAUUGCAAAGUGUUUUGAGUUACGUUUCAACAGCCACUGGUCCAAUGAACCAGUGGGACAAGUAGGUACUUAAUAUCUCCCACCGAGGUCAAGUACAAAGAUGAUAUUGUUAGUUUCGGAAAUUCGGUUCUUAGUCCGCUGGUAUUACUACGAUUUUCGUGUGUCAAUCAUGUACAUACUCUGAGAGCAAACCAUCUUUAUCUCUG
This is a messenger RNA of Paecilomyces variotii, 1556 nucleotides long. RefSeq lists its product as hypothetical. Bases 389 to 1234 code for a protein of 281 amino acids. The transcript has 3 exons. The record is from RefSeq and is a predicted model, not a curated record. Lineage: Eukaryota; Fungi; Ascomycota; Eurotiomycetes; Eurotiales; Thermoascaceae.